GUGUACGUCGCGCGCGCGGUCGCGCUCGUCGUCGUCUCCGAUAUCGCGGCGUGGACGGUGACGCUGUAUGGAGGGGGGAUACCGGCCGCGAUGCGCUCGCUGGUGAUUUUUGGCGGCAUGUCCGUGGUGUACUACGGCGCGUACGUCGCGCGAUGGAAUCGGUCGAUGUUUGAUUUGGCGACGCGCUUGGUCGCCGCGGCGGCGAUUGGUUCGAGCUCGGUGAUCUUUGGUACCGCUUUGGCGCUGAAAGUGAUUCCGAGGCCGAUGAUGCAAGUGUUGGCCAUCUUGCUCGCGUCGACGGUGGCGCCGCUGUUGGGCGUAUACGUCGAAGAGUUGCGUUUGCACCGUACGUCGACGAGGCGUACGAGACUGAUGAUAUUGUCGGACUGCUCGCUUUACGGUUCGUGGGACGCCGUCGCCGGCACUGUGGCGUGGGCAUGCGCCUUCAACCAGUCCGCUGACGCCUUCGGCCCCGCGCUAGCGCAGAGUUCAUUUGUCGCGUUUAUCGUCGCCGCCGCGUGUCGUUGGAUGCGAGCCAUGUACGUAUUGUACGUUAUCGAUCACUGGAUCAUUCAGACGGUCGCCGCGAUGUCGCAAGAGUUCACAGAGACGGUGUCGCGAGCGACCGUUGUCGUUAUGGAAGAAGUUUCGCGAGCGCCGAUCGUCGUUAAGGAAACAGUUUCGCGAGUUUCUGUCGCGAUUGCGGAAACGGUGACCCAAACGCCCGACGUGGUUUCGCACAAUGACGAAUCUCCGCAACCAGUCGCAGAGCCGAAGAUGCACGAACGCUCGGACAAUAACGAAGCCGCCGUCGCGAGCGUAAAAAUGCGGGUUGCGAGAGAACCUCAGCCAGUUGUCAUGGAGUCGGCGCCUUCAUCCGACGCCGCGCCUGUAGCAGGCGAAAGCGUGAGUGUCACUCAGCAGCCCGAUGAACGGCGUAUUGAGUACGCGCCUCCGUAUACCGCGGUAAUUCGUGAGCAGGAUCCUCGUCCAGAACCGCCGCGUGUCGUAUACGCGCCCGCGUUUGUCGUGGUGGAAGAGGCAUCGACGUCGUCUUCUACGGAAUCCGACGUCACUCAACCGCUCGAGUCAAAGCGUCGCCGUCGACAGCGGAAGCGACAGUAUCGCCGCCGUGAGUCGCUGGCGAAGAAUACUAUAGACAUGAGCGAGAUUGUGUCGAAAGAAGUUAACAUAGCGCUGAACAUGGGCGUUUCGAUUGAGGCGGAGCUUCAGCGCAUGUUGGAUCGACGUCAAUCGACGCUGAACGACAUGAAAAACCAGCAAGCGAAUCCAAUUUCUAUCGCGCAAGUGGAAGCGGAUAUUGCCGCGCUGCGUGCUGAGCUGAGACGAGCCACGACAUCACGCGAACAAUUUCAACGAGCUCAAACGUCGUAUGAGAGCGAUCUAGAGAUGUGGAUGGAAUCGAUACGCGCGGCGGCGGCGGUCUCGCGAUUGGACUACGCAAUCGAUUCACUAAAAAACGCAUCGGUCGCCGACGACCCGCAGGUCAAGGAACUCAUUGAUCAAAGGGCUGUUUGGGGGUUGCGUUUGGUCAGCUCUCAAAUAUUUACGAUUGUUGAAUUGCAGGAUUCACUUGACUCUGGGGAAGCACGUUCUUCCGCGCGCAUAGCAGAAUUACGAGGAGCUAUAGAAAGUUUGGAGCUCAAAUUGACUCGUUUGCAAGAAGAAAAGACGCAGAGCGUCGAUAACCGUAUUCUUUUGGAGGAUCGUCUGCAGAAAUUGAAUCUUGAAAUCGAUUCUGUUCGGGAAAGAGAGCGCGUUGCGCAAGAAGACUGGCAAAGAGAGCGCCUGCGCCUGGAAGUUGAGCUCGAAGCUUCAGUCAAGGAACUUCAAACUGCCACGAGAACCGUCGACGACGCUCUCAAGGCGAAGUUAGAACUCCUUGCUAAGCUGCAGACCGCUCAAGAUCAGAGCGACACUGAUGCAGAGGCGAUUCGGCGUCUCGAACAUGAAACUGAAACUCUGCAAACGAAGCUCAAGUCCCUCACCGAGCAGCUAUCUGUCGCAAAUGCUAGUGUUGAACAAAUCAAUUCGCGUCGAUUUGACUUAGAAUCGCAACUGCGAGCAAAGGCAACUGAGUUAGACUUGGCAAACGCCAAUCGUGCCGAUACUUCAUUAGUUGAAGAGCUGAGGCGUCAAGUGAAGAAUCUAUCUACGGAGAUCUGUUGGCUCAGAGAUCAAAAAUCGAGAGAAGGAAGCGAAGCAGAAGCAGUACUUCAAAAGCAACUCGCAGAGGCUCGUACGCAACUCGAAAUCCAGCGAAAUGAAUUAGAAAUCGAAGCCAAGGCUGAAAUUUCCGAAUUGAAGCGAUCCAUGGAUGUUAUCCGCGAGGAGAUGGAACGUCUAACGUCGGAGAUGUCAGAGAAGACUGAAAAGAGUUUAGAGUAUCAACGAAUAGUUCAAGAGCGUCAAAAAGAGAUUGAAAGUCUUACGAAAAACAAAGAGUUGGCCGCUCGCGCAAUCGAUGAGUCAAAGAAAAACUUGGCUCAGGCUCAGGAAGCGCUGGAGACGAAGCAAAAAGCACUAGAUGACCGUGUUUCUCAGGUUGCAAGCUUAUCUUUGGAUCUUGCAGCGAGUGAGGAGAAAACGCUCACUCUUGAGCGCGAACUCUCAGCAUCAUGUCAACGCUCACAAGAGCUCGAAGAACUCAUCUCCAGUCUUCGCUCGUACUCAGAAUCACGCGAUGCCUUGCUUGCUGACAUAGAUUUACUUCUCGGCAACGAAAACGACGAGCGCGAAGCGAUGUUACGAGGCAGUAAGAACGCAUCUGACCUCGUUGAGCGCAUACAGAAACGUCUUCGAAGAGAAGUUGUCCUCGAGAAGAAGCUUGACCAAGCUCAGCUGCUCGAACAGGUAGGUCUCACAGUCGAAGAAUUGAAAACACGUGAAGCCGCAUCACUUUGGUGGAAGGAUCUAGUUCAAAUUGGUUCUAAGGCUCUGGAAACGAUUCAGAGCACCGCAGUGGAUCUAUCUAAGGGGACAGUCACGGCUUCAUUGUUAGAGCGAUCGAUCAGUCUACGAGCGAAAGAGCUGCAGAAUAUCACCAGCGAACCGCAAUACCAGAGAUUGCAAAAAAGCUUCAAUGAUCUGAAGCGUCUUUCCGAAGCCGCAGAGCGAAAGUUGCAAGAAAAAGAGCGAAAGAUAAAAUCAUUGAAGGCCGAUAGCAAAGAGUCAGCUGCGGAAUUGAAGGCGCUUACCUCAGAAUUGGCCUCCGUGAAAGAAGAUCUUAAAUACAUCAGAGAUAUUGCAAAAGAAGAGCGUGAUGAACAGAUUCAGCGCAUAGAAUCUCUCAUGUUAGAGGUUGAUUCAUUCGAAAACGCCAAAUUUGAUGGUGAAGAGGCAGUACGCUUUAGAAACGAAGCAGCGAAGCUUCGAGGGAUGAAAAUUCGGUUGGAAGCUGAGCUCAAGUUGAGUCAAGAUCUCGCAGAGACAGCGAGCAGCGAACUGGCUCGAGCUCGCGAAGAGCACGAUGUCGUCAUCACGCAGUUGAGUGAAGAAAUAGCAGCUCUUGAACUCGACAUCACAGUUAAAUCUGAAGCGAUCGAAAAGUUGGAGUCAAAGACGAAUAAUAUUGAGGUCAAGUUGGGCUCCGAUCUUGAGAGCGCGUUAGCAAAACUGAACACCACGCUCGAAGAACUCGAUAAAAAGUCCACGGAUUUUGCAUCUCUUGAAAGCGCAUCGGUUGAACAAAAGCGAAACUUUGAGAAGCACGUGGACGAGCUUGAAAAGCGCCUGGGUGCUUCCGAGGCUGAAGUGCAAAGAUUGAUACAAGAUAGAGAUCUGGCUAUUGAGGCCAAAGACAACGAAAUGGUUUCGAAAAUUCUUUCGCAGUCCGCUAUCGUGUCCGAUCUCGAGUCUGAGCGCGACGCGCUGCGUUCGCAGCUCGCCGACCUUUCGUCCGCUCGCGACUCUGAGCUGGCGUCUGUGCGCGCGGAUCUUGAGUCCCAGCUUCGCGAGCGCGAGGAGGACAUCGAGCGCGUGCGUUCUGAGCUCGACGAGUCCAAGGCGGCACUUGAGUCUGAGCGCGACGCGCUGCAGUCGGAGCUCGAGCGCGUGCUUUCUCAGGUGCCCGAGGUUGACGCGUCGCAGUCCGCUAUCGUGUCCGAUCUCGAGUCUGAGCGCGACGCGCUGCGUUCGCAGCUCGCCGACCUUUCGUCCGCUCGCGACUCUGAGUUGGCGUCUGUGCGCGCGGAUCUUGAGUCCCAGCUUCGCGAGCGCGAGGAGGACAUCGAGCGCGUGCGUUCUGAGCUCGACGAGUCCAAGGCGGCACUUGAGUCUGAGCGCGACGCGCUGCAGUCGGAGCUCGAGCGCGUGCUUUCUCAGGUGCCCGAGGUUGACGCGUCGCAGUCCGCUGCCGUGUCCGAUCUCGAGUCUGAGCGCGACGCGCUGCGUUCGCAGCUCGCCGACCUUUCGUCCGCUCGCGACUCUGAGUUGGCGUCUGUGCGCGCGGAUCUUGAGUCCCAGCUUCGCGAGCGCGAGGAGGACAUCGAGCGCGUGCGUUCUGAGCUCGACGAGUCCAAGGCGGCACUUGAGUCUGAGCGCGACGCGCUGCAGUCGGAGCUCGAGCGCGUGCUUUCUCAGGUGCCCGAGGUUGACGCGUCGCAGUCCGCUAUCGUGUCCGAUCUCGAGUCUGAGCGCGACGCGCUGCGUUCGCAGCUCGCCGACCUUUCGUCCGCUCGCGACUCUGAGUUGGCGUCUGUGCGCGCGGAUCUUGAGUCCCAGCUUCGCGAGCGCGAGGAGGACAUCGAGCGCGUGCGUUCUGAGCUCGACGAGUCCAAGGCGGCACUUGAGUCUGAGCGCGACGCGCUGCAGUCGGAGCUCGAGCGCGUGCUUUCUCAGGUGCCCGAGGUUGACGCGUCGCAGUCCGCUGCCGUGUCCGAUCUCGAGUCUGAGCGCGACGCGCUGCGUUCGCAGCUCGCCGACCUUUCGUCCGCUCGCGACUCUGAGUUGGCGUCUGUGCGCGCGGAUCUUGAGUCCCAGCUUCGCGAGCGCGAGGAGGACAUCGAGCGCGUGCGUUCUGAGCUCGACGAGUCCAAGGCGGCACUUGAGUCUGAGCGCGACGCGCUGCAGUCGGAGCUCGAGCGCGUGCUUUCUCAGGUGCCCGAGGUUGACGCGUCGCAGUCCGCUAUCGUGUCCGAUCUCGAGUCUGAGCGCGACGCGCUGCGUUCGCAGCUCGCCGACCUUUCGUCCGCUCGCGACUCUGAGUUGGCGUCUGUGCGCGCGGAUCUUGAGUCCCAGCUUCGCGAGCGCGAGGAGGACAUCGAGCGCGUGCGUUCUGAGCUCGACGAGUCCAAGGCGGCACUUGAGUCUGAGCGCGACGCGCUGCAGUCGGAGCUCGAGCGCGUGCUUUCUCAGGUGCCCGAGGUUGACGCGUCGCAGUCCGCUGCCGUGUCCGAUCUCGAGUCUGAGCGCGACGCGCUGCGUUCGCAGCUCGCCGACCUUUCGUCCGCUCGCGACUCUGAGUUGGCGUCUGUGCGCGCGGAUCUUGAGUCCCAGCUUCGCGAGCGCGAGGAGGACAUCGAGCGCGUGCGUUCUGAGCUCGACGAGUCCAAGGCGGCACUUGAGUCUGAGCGCGACGCGCUGCAGUCGGAGCUCGAGCGCGUGCUUUCUCAGGUGCCCGAGGUUGACGCGUCGCAGUCCGCUGCCGUGUCCGAUCUCGAGUCUGAGCGCGACGCGCUGCGUUCGCAGCUCGCCGACCUUUCGUCCGCUCGCGACUCUGAGUUGGCGUCUGUGCGCGCGGAUCUUGAGUCCCAGCUUCGCGAGCGCGAGGAGGACAUCGAGCGCGUGCGUUCUGAGCUCGACGAGUCCAAGGCGGCACUUGAGUCUGAGCGCGACGCGCUGCAGUCGGAGCUCGAGCGCGUGCUUUCUCAGGUGCCCGAGGUUGACGCGUCGCAGUCCGCUGCCGUGUCCGAUCUCGAGUCUGAGCGCGACGCGCUGCGUUCGCAGCUCGCCGACCUUUCGUCCGCUCGCGACUCUGAGUUGGCGUCUGUGCGCGCGGAUCUUGAGUCCCAGCUUCGCGAGCGCGAGGAGGACAUCGAGCGCGUGCGUUCUGAGCUCGACGAGUCCAAGGCGGCACUUGAGUCUGAGCGCGACGCGCUGCAGUCGGAGCUCGAGCGCGUGCUUUCUCAGGUGCCCGAGGUUGACGCGUCGCAGUCCGCUGCCAUGUCCGAUCUCGAGUCUGAGCGCGACGCGCUGCGUUCGCAGCUCUCUGAGCUUCGUCAAAUGUCCUCCGAAUCCAUCGCAGGACUCCAGCAGCAAUUAGUCGCAUUUUCGGCGGAGGCGGACUCUGCGGCUUCCUUGAGAAAAACAGUUAAAGAGUUGAAGGCAACUAUCAGACAGCGCGAAAAUUUGCUUUCUGAAACGGUGUUCGAUCCGAUGUUGAAUGAUGACUUGGACCGUAUGAACGAUGAGCUUGCAUCGAAGAGUGCGGAACUAGAUUCUGCACGGACGAAGUUGCAGUCGACUCUUAAUAAGUUAAAAGAACGCGAGGAGCAGGCUGAAUCUUCGCAAGCUGUUGCAAGUGCUGUCAUAGAUGAGAUCCGCGCCGAGCUUUUGAAUGCAAACGAAAAGUUGGCUGCUCGUGAGUCAUACGCCAACGCUGUUGAGUUGGCGCUGCGGUCAGAACUCACAGAAAGAGAGAAAGAAAUUGCGCUUUUGCGUGUCAAGGUAGCUAAAAUUCUCGAUGACAGCACGAACAAGCAGACAAGUCUCACCACUGCGCUCGAUUCUGCGCAGUCUGAGAUUGAGCGCCUCACUCGCGAGCUCGAGGAUGUUGAGCAGAGCAAGCAAGUGGCCAUGAAGGAGUCAUUUGAGCGCAACGAAUCGCAGAUUGCGUCUCUGAACGCCGCGCACCGCGAGUUGGAUCAGCGCCUGCGAGACGAGCUCGACGCGGCGCUCAAAGCGAAGGCAAGUCUUGAGAAGGAGCUCAGCGACCGCGCGGAAUCCACCGCUGCUACCGAAACAGCGAAGCGCAACGCCGAAGCACUGAGCGAAAGCUUGCAAUCGCAGCUUGAUGCACUGUCCACGCAGCGUGCUGAGCUCGAGCAGCGGCUGGUCAAGCGCGAGGAGGAGCUCGUCGCUGAGCUUGACGCAGCCAAGCAUGAAGCCACAGCGCAGGCCGCACGUUUUGCACAACUUGGCGAGGCGGCCUCAGAUCACGCACACGACGAGGUUGAUAAACUUAAGUCCGAAGUGGAACGACUCGAGUUUGAGCUCGGCGCUGUGAAAAACGAGCUGACAAGCGCGACGUCGACUGCGAAAGCGGACAUUGCGAGGCUUACGGAUGAACUUGCAAGCGCCAGCGCCGCGCGAGACGCCGUGGCUGAAACCGCUCAUCCAGAAGAAGACGGGUCAUCGGAGUCCGCAUCGGCGUUCGAAGCCAUGAGACGCGACAUGACUCGUCUCGAGUCGGAGCUUGCCGCCGCUCUCGCGGAGCUUGCGGAGCUCGAAUCGCCUCGCGAGUCAGAGUCCUCAGAUACUGAAGCUAUUCGCGAGUUCACCACUGCGCUCGAUUCUGCGCAGUCUGAGAUUGAGCGCCUCACUCGCGAGCUCGAGGAUGUUGAGCAGAGCAAGCAAGUGGCCAUGAAGGAGUCAUUUGAGCGCAACGAAUCGCAGAUUGCGUCUCUGAACGCCGCGCACCGCGAGUUGGAUCAGCGCCUGCGAGACGAGCUCGACGCGGCGCUCAAAGCGAAGGCAAGUCUUGAGGAGCGCAGCGACCGCGCGGAAUCCACCGCUGCUACCGAAACAGCGAAGCGCAACGCCGAAGCACUGAGCGAAAGCUUGCAAUCGCAGCUUGAUGCACUGUCCACGCAGCGUGCUGAGCUCGAGCAGCGGCUAGUCAAGCGCGAGGAGGAGCUCGUCGCUGAGCUUGACGCAGCCAAGCAUGAAGCCACAGCGCAGGCCGCACGUUUUGCACAACUUGGCGAGGCGGCCUCAGAUCACGCACACGACGAGGUUGAUAAACUUAAGUCCGAAGUGGAACGACUCGAGUUUGAGCUCGGCGCUGUGAAAAACGAGCUGACAAGCGCGACGUCGACUGCGAAAGCGGACAUUGCGAGGCUUACGGAUGAACUUGCAAGCGCCAGCGCCGCGCGAGACGCCGUGGCUGAAACCGCUCAUCCAGAAGAAGACGGGUCAUCGGAGUCCGCAUCGGCGUUCGAAGCCAUGAGACGCGACAUGACUCGUCUCGAGUCGGAGCUUGCCGCCGCUCUCGCGGAGCUUGCGGAGCUCGAAUCGCCUCGCGAGUCAGAGUCCUCAGAUACUGAAGCUAUUCGCGAGUUCACCACUGCGCUCGAUUCUGCGCAGUCUGAGAUUGAGCGCCUCACUCGCGAGCUCGAGGAUGUUGAGCAGAGCAAGCAAGUGGCCAUGAAGGAGUCAUUUGAGCGCAACGAAUCGCAGAUUGCGUCUCUGAACGCCGCGCACCGCGAGUUGGAUCAGCGCCUGCGAGACGAGCUCGACGCGGCGCUCAAAGCGAAGGCAAGUCUUGAGAAGGAGCGCAGCGACCGCGCGGAAUCCACCGCUGCUACCGAAACAGCGAAGCGCAACGCCGAAGCACUGAGCGAAAGCUUGCAAUCGCAGCUUGAUGCACUGUCCACGCAGCGUGCUGAGCUCGAGCAGCGGCUAGUCAAGCGCGAGGAGGAGCUCGUCGCUGAGCUUGACGCAGCCAAGCAUGAAGCCACAGCGCAGGCCGCACGUUUUGCACAACUUGGCGAGGCGGCCUCAGAUCACGCACACGACGAGGUUGAUAAACUUAAGUCCGAAGUGGAACGACUCGAGUUUGAGCUCGGCGCUGUGAAAAACGAGCUGACAAGCGCGACGUCGACUGCGAAAGCGGACAUUGCGAGGCUUACGGAUGAACUUGCAAGCGCCAGCGCCGCGCGAGACGCCGUGGCUGAAACCGCUCAUCCAGAAGAAGACGGGUCAUCGGAGUCUGCAUCGGCGUUCGAAGCCAUGAGACGCGACAUGACUCGUCUCGAGUCGGAGCUUGCCGCCGCUCUCGCGGAGCUUGCGGAGCUCGAAUCGCCUCGCGAGUCAGAGUCCUCAGAUACUGAAGCUAUUCGCGAGUUCACCACUGCGCUCGAUUCUGCGCAGUCUGAGAUUGAGCGCCUCACUCGCGAGCUCGAGGAUGUUGAGCAGAGCAAGCAAGUGGCCAUGAAGGAGUCAUUUGAGCGCAACGAAUCGCAGAUUGCGUCUCUGAACGCCGCGCACCGCGAGUUGGAUCAGCGCCUGCGAGACGAGCUCGACGCGGCGCUCAAAGCGAAGGCAAGUCUUGAGAAGGAGCUCAGCGACCGCGCGGAAUCCACCGCUGCUACCGAAAUAGCGAAGCGCAACGCCGAAGCACUGAGCGAAAGCUUGCAAUCGCAGCUUGAUGCUUCUCGCGCUGAAGAGGCGAAGCUCCGUGAUGAGCUCAAUCAUUUUCAGGAGCUUGCACGAGAGGAGAUUUCAGCACUCCAUAAUGAAAUUACCGAAAUAAAAUUCACGUCGCAAGAAAGUCAAGCGUCGCUUGGAGAAUCACCGUGGCCGAGUAUCACAAUUUCCACCCUUGCGGGUCUUAACGAGAUGAUGUCUCGGGGAUCUGAAUUCGGGAGUGAAGGCUUAGAUUGGCUUGAGCACGCCGCACACGAAGUACAAGCGCUUGAAAAGUCCGUGUUGGAUGCGACGGCUGAGCUCGAGUUACGAGAGAAUGAAUAUGAACAAACUAUUGCACAGUUGCAAGAUAGUGUUCGUGACGCGGAAACUGACCUCAACUCGCAGAAGAGUCUGGCUAGCGCAGCUUUGAGCGACGUCGAGCAUCUGAAUGAUAAAUUGGCCGAACGCGAUGAGGAGCUGGCAUCACUCCGGCUCGAACUCGCGAACUUGGUUUCAGAUGACGUCACACGCGAGCUUGAAUUAACGAUCAGUAAUUUGAGGAUACAGCUGACCGCAAAAGAUAACGAGUUGAAUGGAGCUGUCGCGUCGUUGAAUGAUUUGGAAAACGACAAGAGAGCUAUAGAAGAAGCAAUGUCCGAACUACAAGCUGCAGCUGACAUGCAAGCAGCUCGAGUGCAAACAUCGAUUGAGCAAAUAUCAAGUUUGAAUGUUGAGCUGGCCAAGCGCUCUGCAGCUCUUGAUGCUAGUUGGGAUAAUCUUUCUCACGCUGAAUCACGCGCACGUUUUGCCGAGCAAGAGCGAGACGACGUUCGCCGGCUUUUUGAGGAGCGACUUGCUGUGAAAGAGCGAGCACUACGCGAGACACAAGGAGAUGUUGAACAUCUUCGUCAGACGGUGCGUAAUCUUCAGGAUAAAUUGAAAGCACAUAGAUAUGCACGUUCUGAGACCGAAGCUGGUCAUCCAGAAGAAGACGGGUCAUCGGAGUCUGCAUCGGCGUUCGAAGCCAUGAGACGCGACAUGACUCGUCUCGAGUCGGAGCUUGCCGCCGCUCUCGCGGAGCUUGCGGAGCUCGAAUCGCCUCGCGAGUCAGAGUCCUCAGAUACUGAAGCUAUUCGCGAGUUCACCACUGCGCUCGAUUCUGCGCAGUCUGAGAUUGAGCGCCUCACUCGCGAGCUCGAGGAUGUUGAGCAGAGCAAGCAAGUGGCCAUGAAGGAGUCAUUUGAGCGCAACGAAUCGCAGAUUGCGUCUCUGAACGCCGCGCACCGCGAGUUGGAUCAGCGCCUGCGAGACGAGCUCGACGCGGCGCUCAAAGCGAAGGCAAGUCUUGAGAAGGAGCUCAGCGACCGCGCGGAAUCCACCGCUGCUACCGAAACAGCGAAGCGCAACGCCGAAGCACUGAGCGAAAGCUUGCAAUCGCAGCUUGAUGGAAAAACUUGA
Ostreococcus lucimarinus CCE9901 is the source of this 10827-nucleotide messenger RNA. RefSeq lists its product with no specific name. The transcript has a single exon. The annotation marks the transcript as partial. The record is from RefSeq and is a predicted model, not a curated record. NCBI's taxonomy places the organism in Eukaryota, Viridiplantae, Chlorophyta, Mamiellophyceae, Mamiellales, Bathycoccaceae.